This is a messenger RNA of Aedes aegypti (yellow fever mosquito), 569 nucleotides long. RefSeq names its product NADH dehydrogenase [ubiquinone] 1 beta subcomplex subunit 3 (gene ND-B12). Lineage: Eukaryota; Metazoa; Arthropoda; Insecta; Diptera; Culicidae. Gene Ontology annotation, cellular component: mitochondrion. Bases 169 to 492 code for a protein of 107 amino acids. The record is from RefSeq and is a predicted model, not a curated record. Gene Ontology annotation, biological process: mitochondrial respiratory chain complex I assembly; electron transport chain. The transcript has 2 exons.
GAAAUACUUCCAGUACUUUUGGCAACACUGCUGUCAUUAGAGAUUCAUGCCUGAUCGGCUGUCCGUCGAAGUUUUCUCCAAGCAGCGAGCGUUUUUCUCUAACGCGAAUCCACCAAAAAUCACCUAAAAAUACAAUAAUUUCCUGCCCUAAACGUCUCGGUUGAAACCAUGGGUGGACACGGACACGGACCCCCGUACAAGGUGCCAGAUGCUUCGAUCUACAAAGUGGCCGAUGCCCCGCAGCUAGUGGAAGUCGAGAAGGCUUUGGCCCGUCGGGGAUUGAAGGACCCGUGGCUAAGGAACGAAGUUUGGCGCUAUAAUGUGAAACAGUUUGGAACUCACCGGUCCCGGUUGAUUUCUUUCCUGUUCAAGGGUUUCCCGCUGGGAUUUGCCGCGUUUGUGGCCACCAUCGGUGUUGAGUUUGCUCUGGGAGUGGAUUACCACGGCCACGGACAUGAGAACCAUGGCGACGAUAAGCACGGUCAUCAUUAGGGCACUCGAGCGUCGAAGGUAGGAAAUUCUUUUUAAAAUUGUAAAAUAAAACACGCAAAACGUUAAGCUCUAAUAAA